Molecule: messenger RNA, 1713 nt
Organism: Anopheles funestus (African malaria mosquito)
Lineage: Eukaryota; Metazoa; Arthropoda; Insecta; Diptera; Culicidae
Exons: 2
Coding region: 240-1565 (441 amino acids)
Source: RefSeq, a predicted model, not a curated record
GUGGUAAUGUUAAACUGUGGCUUAUUGUUUGACAGUUUGAACUCCCUAUAUAACAACAAAACAACAAUUGCUAUCAAAAGCAGAUAACACACCGAUUGUACCAUUGUACAAUGUAAAUAAACGGAAAAAGAAAAAAUAGAAUACGUUGGUUGAUAAGCAGCAUAUCAAAUUUUCUACCCAGUUGUUCAAGCGCGAUUCCCAUUCGAAUUAGUGAAUUUAACAAAAAUACCGCUAACAACAUGGACAAGAAAGCAACAUUCCUUACCAAGGAACUACCAAGGCGAAUUCUGCUUUACUGUCCGGAGUUGGACGAUGAGGGAAUGUUUUCGGAUGUGAAGCUAACAACGCCCGACCAUUUGGAUGGUUUUAUGUCGACAAUCCACAAACUUUCGUUCAAGUACGAAAGCAAGGAUGGAAGUGACACGAGAAUACUGUAUUUGAUGGUGAAAGUGAUGAAGGGAAGUGAUGCGUUCCGUGAAUCAUCCAUGGGUAAGACACAGUUUACGAAUGAAAUCUACAUCUACACAAAGGUGCUACCCGCUUUCCAAGAAUUGUUGGAUACGACCGGAAGCGUUUUGACUGGAGACUGGUGCCCGAAGGUAUACUACGGAGAAACGGGACACUUUCCAACCUAUAGUGAUCAAUAUGAAACCAUUCUCGUGCUGGAAGACAUCUCUCCGUACGGCUAUAAAGCCGGACCCCGGUUGGAUUUGGAGGAAGACCAUCUGCGCCUGAUGGCGCGAAACAUUGCAUCUUUUCAUGCGUGUACGUAUGCCAUGCGCAUCCGCAAGGAUACACGAUUGGCAACACUGAUCGAUGGAAUUGCUCCGCUAAACUUUGUGACCGGCGAUACAACUUUUACCAGCUACGAUGUAUUGCUAAGACUGGGUGCAAGCAGAUUGUACCGAUAUUUGGACGCACAUCCAGAACAGCUGGACAGUGAAGGCUUCAAACAGGAUAUCGAAAAUAUGCGCCAUCGUUACGAGGCCACCCCCAUACACUUGAUGCAGGAUUUACUACAAAAAGAUGACGUGUUCUCCGUCAUUCUACACGGUGACUACAACCGUAAUAAUGUGCUAUUUCGGUCGGAUGCCAACGGUAAACCAAUCGAAGUAAAAAUGUUCGACUUUCAAGAGAAUCGUUUCGCGACGCCAGUGAUCGACUUGACGUUCUUCAUGUACAUGAGCAUGGCGGAAGAUUUGCGCAACCGAUGUUGGGACGAGGUGGUGCUGGAAUAUCAUACCGCCCUGCUUGAUAGUCUCGUGGCAAUUCUGAAAGUGUCCAAGGAAGACACAUUGCUCGAUCCGUAUCGUCUUGAAUCGUUUCUGGACCAUUUCAAGCGGCACGCAAUUUACGGCGUCAUCGUAACGUUACACUUCCUCCCAUGGAUGAUGUGCCCGGAGGAAGAAUGCGAACAGCUGUCGUAUCAUUUUGCGCGCGAUAUACACUCGAAGGAGUUGGCCGAUUUGACUAUGGUUUGUGGUGGGGAGGAAGUGGACAAACGGUUGGUCGGUGUGCUGCGACAUGCUAGCCGUAAAGGAUAUUUUGAUAUAGUGAAACAGUAGGUCGCAAAAAGAACUCAGUGCUCGAUAUGCACGACCAACACAGGGAACUAUAAUAUGUGGUUUAGAUUUAGUUUAAUUGUUGAACAAUUUAAUGUUAAGCUGAAGCGAAAAUGUUUAAUUACCCUUUAUAAAAUUGUGUCUAAAAUGU